CUAACAGAGAAAAUCAUAGGGGUGUGGCUUUUGAAUGUUUCCUGAAACAUUAACAAAAUUCUAUUGUAAUGAUCAUUGAACAACUAGACGGAGCUACUCGAAGGAACAUGUACACUUGGUGAGGCAGAUCUAUCCUAGCCGUUGGAUAAAGAGGAAAGAAACAGGAUGACGUUCACAUACAAAUUUAUAGAAGGACUUCUUGAGAGGGGCUUUGGCUUUCCUGAACAGAAUGGAUCAUGUUGAUUAAGAAUGAAACGGAAGAUCAUUUAUUUCAUCCUGAUCGCUUGCUUAAUUCUAGUGAUCUACCAUCUUUCACAUGGUGGAAGCCUUCAUGUCAUCCCCACACCAAGGUGGCGCGAGUCUGCAGUGCAGCACAUCAUGCCAUUACAUUUGAGCUCAAAUCGUUCAUCAUGUGACUGUGAAGAUGAGUCGGUUCUUUCUCAAAAUGUACCAUCAGAUCAACUAGAUGACAUCAUUAAACUCAGAAAAAAGGAGUACAAGGAUUAUCUUCUCAGAAUGAAGACAAAUGUUAGCAUUAUUGUGGCACCGGCCAACUCUCCUCUCCAGUAUCCUAUCAGUGGUUUCACUGUAGCUCCUCAACAGAGAAGUGAUAUACCAGGUCUUGCUCUCCAUACACAAAAGGGGAAAUGGUACAAGGUUACAUUGAGAGUGGAUAGUGGGGUGCUAGCAGUAAAAGAUGCUCCAGAUGAGAAACAGGUGAAUGGACAAAAUAAAAGUGAAUUGACUAUUACAUCCGCCAACCUCCCACAACUCAAUAACCUGUUGAGCAGAGUCACCUACACCAGCACCAUUUACCACAUCAGAACAUCAGAUCUGGUUCGUUUUAGUUAUGAAAACCACAAGGUCACAUUUCCCAUCCUAAUUAGACGGCAUACAGUUCCUGUGCUCUACAACCCCGGAAACGAUAUAAACUCUCUGGUUACCAUAGCAACAAAGACAUUUCUGAGAUAUAAGCAGUUACACGUCCUCCUCAAGAGUAUUCGAAGAGUUUACCCCAAAAUCAAGAUAAUAAUUGCAGAUGACAGCCUGAAGCCGGAAAGUAUAUCUGGUGACAACAUAGAGCAAUACAUCAUGCCACCUGCACAGGGCUGGUUUGCCGGAAGAAAUCUGGCUGUAUCACAAGUCGCAACCAAAUAUUUUCUUUGGGUAGACGAUGAUUUUGAAUUCCUAGACGAGAACCGCAUUGAGAGUUUUGUAGAGAUUAUGGAAGAAUUUCCAGAACUGGAUGUGGUUGGUGGAGUGGUCGGAGGUGACCAGUUUCAUUACACUCUUGAAUAUGUCGAGGGGGAUGAUGGUGGCUGUUUGAAGCGUUUUGAAGGAAGACACCAUAGUCCCCUACCAGGACAUGAUGGCUGUUUUUUUGUUGAUGUGGUGGUUAACUUUUUUUUGGCACGGACUGAUGCAGUGAGAAGAGUUGGCUUUGACCCCUUCCUAAAAAGAGUCGCACACACUGUCCCACUCAAAACAAAUUUCAAGCAUUGCAACAUGUACAUUCUUCUCAUCUCGUCAUCAUUUCUUUUAUUCUGCAUCCAUACCUUCAUCCCCUGUUCAUCUUCAGAGUUCUUCAUUGAUGGUAUUGGGAAGUUAAUGGUGGUCUCCUGCAAACAUCUCUCUAUUGGACACCAGACACAUGAGGAACAAAAGGAAUAUGACUCUUAUAGGAAUCAGAGGAUAGAGGAAGAAAAAAUAAAACUUGCACAUCAUUACUUUAAGAAUUAUUUAAAGUGUAUGAAAUAUUGAAAGACAUUUGUCUUAUUAUUUGUUUGAUUUUCAUUCACAAUCUGUGUUUUCACAUUUAAAUUGUCCAAGGGCCUGCCAGAUUCUCAUUGUACUUUAAUUUAAUUUAAUUCAAUUUUUUUAUAUAGUGCUUUUCACAAUUUUCAUUGUUGCAAAGCAGGUUUAUACUGAUCAUAAUCAGUAAAUAACAUAUCUGAACAGUUUAAAUGUUAUAUGUCAACACAUUA
This is a messenger RNA of Triplophysa dalaica, 1985 nucleotides long. Its product is annotated as beta-1,4 N-acetylgalactosaminyltransferase 2-like. The coding region runs from base 250 to 1761 and encodes 503 amino acids. Gene Ontology annotation, biological process: UDP-N-acetylglucosamine metabolic process; UDP-N-acetylgalactosamine metabolic process. Lineage: Eukaryota; Metazoa; Chordata; Actinopteri; Cypriniformes; Nemacheilidae. The transcript has 14 exons. The record is from RefSeq and is a predicted model, not a curated record.